This is a messenger RNA of Chara braunii, 2512 nucleotides long. Lineage: Eukaryota; Viridiplantae; Streptophyta; Charophyceae; Charales; Characeae. The record is from the annotation of a GenBank genome assembly.
GCGGGUGGUGCAGUGGGAUAUCCACAUGUCAAUUGCCAAGUGGACUCGGUAACAGCAGCAGAAGGUUCGACAUCCCUAUAAGGUUGCGAAUUUGCCAAUGGAGGAUACAAACAGGAUGGUGCUCAUUAUGUACUUCGAAGACGGGGAUUACCAUCGGAAUACAAUUCCUUUGUUUGAAGAUAUCCAACCGACAGGGCCGUCUUCUAGUUCCUUAGCAACUGAUAUUUCAACACUUGCGAGGCGAGAGCGAAAGCCGAAGUUGCUGACGGACGUAGUAGAGAAGAACUUUCAGCCAACGAAGUGGAAAAUGGCAGGCAUGGAGUCGAAAAAGAAAGUAGUGUACGAAGGAAUGGAGAGGGAGACGAACUCAAUGGUAGAGACGCUGGAGCAAUUCUGCCCAGUGGAUGAAGCUGUUGUGUUUCUGGGAAAGGGUCAUGCAGCAUUGGUGUGGGAGCUGUUGAAAAGUAAUCGCCAUUGCGUAGUCUUAGAAGGCGAGGACAUGAAGUUCGACUUCCUUGUGCAAUUCGUGAACAAGAUGGUCGACACUCGAGAAUAUCAUGCGAAAUUCAUCAAGCCACCACCUUGCCAUGACGAAGCUCGGGAUUUCGUGCACAAGGUGGGUCAAAAUAUGCCGAACAUCUGGCAGUUCCUUUUCGAGAUGCGGCCAGAGAAUAGGGGAGACCGUGCGUAUGUUACUCGCAGGCGGAAAGUUGAGACUUCACUACGAGGUUAUCAUAAAGCGUCUUCAGACAAGGAGGUUGCAUUCCUUGACCGGUUGGAAAUCAUGUACUUUGAUCAAGGAAUCGGUGCUUUCACGCUCACUGCGUACGCGGCUUCCUUUCCAGACGGGGAACAGUUUGACGCUGAUGACUCAGAAGAGGAAAGUGUUGAUGGUACUUUGCAAGCGGCCUUGGCAAGUGAAAGGCAAAAGGCAAGUACCACGUCUUCUCACAAGAUGGCUAUAACAGGGACGUCAUCAGGGACUCCUUCAAUUGGGACUUCUGGUGUCGUGCCUGCCGGUGCAAUAACUCUUCCACUAACUACACCUCCUGCCAGCACCGCCGCUUUGACAACAAGAGUGUCAUCAUCUGUAGGAUUGAUGUCCGAUCAAGCGACGGCCUUGAGAACUCUAUACAACUGGUAUAUUGAAGAGGGCAACGACACCGGAGCGGAAAAGGGACAAGGCCCUGGUGGUGGACCGAGUGGAGAGGGAGCUGAACAUCCAAGUAGUGACGACGGAGGAUAUGAUAAGGGAGGGAGUGGUGAGGGUGGAGGGACAUCAGAAAUGCCUAGGUCCAGUCAACCAACAAGUGCCGCUACAGAAGGGCAACCAAAUCGUCAGCACGAAGGAAGCGGCCGUCCUGUAGAAGGAUAUACAAACAUUGGUGGUUUGCCGCAGAUGAAACUGUCCACUGCAGUGGCACAAGUCGACGAAGGAUGUGAAGGUGGACUAAGUGCCACCACAACACUCACAAGUGCCAUUGUGACAGAUGUUAUAUGGAGUGAUACCAAUGGUGCAAGUGUCUUUCCAGUCGGCGAGAACGCCAAAAUUGGUAGCCCGCACGACCAUAUGUGGGAGUCAAUGGAUAUUUUGUCAUGCGGGUUGAAAAGUAAAGGGCGACUUAGGACAUCAAUGGAUGAAACCAUGUUUCUGGGGGAGACGGAAACGCAGGGCGAGCCUCACACUCCAUUCGAUGAAGAGACACUCAGAGGCGAUUUAGAAUUUCCUACAGAAUUUCGAAGUUCGCUAACAACGGAAAAGGCACGACGAGGGUCUCAGGAGGCGCGUACUGUAUGCGGAACAAUGGAGGAAACCAUGUUUGUGGGGAAGAUGGAACCGGUGGUCGAGCCUAACAGUCCAUUGGAUGAAAAGACCCCUGGCGGCGACUCCGAUAUUCGUAUCGGAUUUCGAAGUCUGUCAGAGAAGGCACAAGGAGAGUCUCAUGAUUCGCCUAUUAUAUCCAUUACUGCUGGGAGGAAAAACACUCUUGAGGGACUCGUGGGGAAAGAAACAAUCCAAGCAUCUGACAUCGAAGAGGAUGAAGGACAUAUUGUACUGACUACUCCAGAGCAACAUACACCUGUAGAGGAAGGACAAAAGAAUACACUUGAACCUUUUGUACAACAGUUGAGCCCAUAUGUUCAAGUGAUAACCAUCGAAGAAUCCCUUGUAACAUCAAGACAGUUGGGAGGUUUUGCAUCUUUGCUUGCGAAAUGUCGCUUUCCACCAUUCGAUUUCUCGCAAGAUGACAUCCCAUAUAUGAGGCAUAAAAUUGCAUUCGACAUUUUAUCGAUGGUCGAGCAUGAGUGAACACUCCAGAUACAUAGAGUAUGAUAUCAUUCAACACUUUGUUGAUGGUUAAUAACAGUUUCAAGUGGUGUGUGUCAUUCAACACUUUGUUUAUGGUUAAAAAUGUCAUUGAACACUUUGUUGAUGGUUAACAAUAUUUUCUAUGGUUGAUAUUGCUUUCCACAAUUUUAAUAAGUUAUUUAACAAAAAGUUCUCACCAUC